AUGGAUCAAGAGGCUAUGAUCGAAUUCAUUCAAAAACACAUCGUAUAUAGGUUUGGGAUUUCCGAAACCAUUACCACAGAUCAAGGUUCAGUUUUUGUGGGACAAAAUAUGCAAGAAUUUAUUGUCGAAACAGGCUUCAAGUUAGUGACUUCUACACCUUAUUACGCCCAAGAAAAUGGCCAAGUCGAUGCAUCUAACAAAGUGAUAAUUAGUUUAAUAAGAAUACACGUUGCCAAGAAACCUAAGAAUUGGCACAAGACACUAGACCAAAUUUUGGGGGCUUGUCGAACAUCCCCAAAAGAGGCGACGAAUUUGACGCCUUUCCUUUUGACAUUUGGGUACGAUGUUGGGUUACCAGCAGAUAUCUAUUUACAAUCAAUCAUGGUGCAACUCCAGAAUGAUAUCCAGUCGGAACAGUUUGGGGAAUUGAUGUUCGACGAACUGACUGAUUUAAACAAAGAGAGGUUGGCCAUAAUAGACGUAUUGAUACGACAAAAGGCAUGUAUGGUCAUAGUGUACAACAAAAGGGUUAAAACAAAAACCUUUGAAGUAAAUGAUUACGUUUAG
Lathyrus oleraceus (garden pea) is the source of this 567-nucleotide messenger RNA. RefSeq lists its product as uncharacterized. The coding region runs from base 1 to 567 and encodes 188 amino acids. The transcript has a single exon. The record is from RefSeq and is a predicted model, not a curated record. Gene Ontology annotation, biological process: DNA integration. Gene Ontology annotation, molecular function: nucleic acid binding. Lineage: Eukaryota; Viridiplantae; Streptophyta; Magnoliopsida; Fabales; Fabaceae.